CUACUGUAGAACCUCUCCGUUUUCUCACUUGGGAAGAUUUAGUAGUUGUAUACCCAUCGAAUCCCAUCGAGAGUCCAUAUAUAGGAGCGCCGCUGCUACCAAUCCUAGCAGCAGCAGCUACCUUGGCAUACAUACAAUAUUAUAAACCUCGAUGGAGAGGGCCACGUCGACGUGGUUCCAUGCGCAGGCGGCGGCGGGAGCGGAGGACGACCUAUUGCUGGCGUUGACGCCGGCGGGCAGAAGGCUAGACCGGUACGACGAGCAAGCCCAGACGGUGUGCGUGGACGGCAAGACGGUGCGGCUGUUCCAGUGCCUCUUCUGCGACAAGACGUUCCUCAAGUCGCAGGCGCUCGGCGGCCACCAGAACGCGCACCGCAAGGACCGCCUCGCCGGAGUCCUCGGCGACCCCUACAACAACGACAGUCUGUUGGGAGGUACCGCCACCGGGCCGUCCUGCGAUUCUGCUGCCGGCUGGUCCAUGUGCACUUACAUCGCCUCGCACGGCGGUGGCGCCGCGGUGGCUCCAGCCACCGAUGACUCCAGGCAAGAGAGGUGGGGAGGCGGCCGCGCUCCACGCUUCGCGGAGCCGGCACCGCUCCUGGACCCGUCCACUGGCCGCGACGGCGUGAUGGCCCGGUCAAGGGCCUCCGUCCCCCGCGGCAGCGGCGGCGGUGGCGAGGCGCCGGACCUCGAGCUGCACCUCUAGCUUUCUAGCGUCGCCAGGCCGGCUGCUGCCAUUCAUAUUGCACAGGUGUCGUCGACGAAAACAUUCAAGGAACAAAUAUAAUCGUCUGUGUCGCCGAUCGAACUUGUAGCGACACGUCCGCUGCUCUUGGUACAUUUGUGUUCUUGCGUGAUAUUGUAGGCAGCUAGCCCGUUAAUAUUCCUCUCGUGAUAAAAUAAUUAUUAAUAUUUUUUUGGCGAGUCCUCGUACAUCAAUCCGUACCGCAUGUAAUAACGGCUCGACCGUAACAAUAUCAGUGCACCUGUUGCUUCCCCGUUCUUUUGCUGUCCGGUUUUGCUAUUCCUCUGACAACCGAUUUUUUUUAAUCUAUUGACAGAGAGAGGAAAUCCAUUGAAAAUUACAAUAUUUUGAGACGAUUGAUCUAUAGGUGAUUCUUGUUUUUACUGCUGUAGGAUAUUAUUAUUUUUUUGCCUCACAAGCUCAUGUACGCACUCUAAUGGAUGGACCAAACAAGUAUACCAUCUGCUGCUUCUUCUGCAUAUGUUACUGCACCCAUGUGAUUCGAGGAAUCGAGGAGACACUCCGUACGAUGUGCUAAAGUAGUAUGCGACAAAAGAACGUACGGUC
Messenger RNA from Triticum dicoccoides, 1312 nucleotides. RefSeq lists its product as uncharacterized. Bases 152 to 706 code for a protein of 184 amino acids. Gene Ontology annotation, molecular function: DNA-binding transcription factor activity. The record is from RefSeq and is a predicted model, not a curated record. NCBI's taxonomy places the organism in Eukaryota, Viridiplantae, Streptophyta, Magnoliopsida, Poales, Poaceae. The transcript has 2 exons.